UUCUAUGAGCUAAAUGUAAAUAUUUAGUUGAAUUUUGUAGCCACUUGGAGCCUAAAAAAGGAAGUGAAUCAAAUGGUCCAGAUUUCAUGUUAAUGCCAAUGAGUCCACUAUAUUUGUAUAGCCGUCGACUUUUAUGAAGGUAAAUGCUGAAAAGCAGUGUGCCAAUGAAAAGCUUCUACAAAAUUAGCCCUGAUUUCGGUUUUUCAGGCAGCUGGCUGAGGUCUUCGAGACUAUGCAUUCAUUCAACCCUGUGUAUGUCGCAGGGGCAGGACGUCGACGAAUAUUGAGUGCCCAGUCAGCUGCCUCAAGCCCCCAGUCGCCAGCUGUCGAAAGUCCCCAGGCAACUACAAGUAGGGGCAGCACAGCAGAUGACGUGAUGGAGCUGCACCCAGGCAGUCCAUCACCACAGCUCAGUCCAGCACAGCAGCCCAGUCCAGCACAGGAGCCCAGUCCAGCCCAGCAACCACCACAGGGCCCUUCAGCAAGGCGACCCCGACAGGACCCAAACCGGGUGCUUAUAGAGGGUUUUUUAAACUACCUCAAACAGGCCGAAGAGAAUAGAGAAAGGCGCCACAACGAGGUCAUGGCGAUCUAUCAGGAGGCUGUCACUGCUAUGAAGCAGGUGGCAGAUGUUAUUGUACAGCAGCAUCAGCAGCAGCACCCUGCUCCUGAUGACUUGUAAAUAUUUAAACUAUAACAUUCAUUCUAUUUAUUUUAUCGGACCUUUUCAUUCAUAUAAAUUCUUAUUUUUCAUUUAUUAUAUAUUGCUCUUUUGUGCCUUUAAUUGUUGUGUCGUCUAGUCUUUCCUUAAUAUUUCAAUUAUAAUAUUCAUUUUAUUUAUUUCAUCACACCUUUUCAUUCACAUAAGUUGUUAUUUUUCAUUUAUCAUAUAUUGCUAUCUUGUGCCUUUAAUUGC
This is a messenger RNA of Dermacentor silvarum, 916 nucleotides long. RefSeq names its product bromodomain-containing protein 4-like. The record is from RefSeq and is a predicted model, not a curated record. Bases 233 to 682 code for a protein of 149 amino acids. The transcript is spliced from 2 exons. Lineage: Eukaryota; Metazoa; Arthropoda; Arachnida; Ixodida; Ixodidae.